Messenger RNA from Eurypyga helias (sunbittern), 894 nucleotides. RefSeq names its product CD40 ligand (gene CD40LG). Gene Ontology annotation, cellular component: membrane. Bases 55 to 894 code for a protein of 279 amino acids. Gene Ontology annotation, molecular function: tumor necrosis factor receptor binding. The transcript is spliced from 6 exons. The record is from RefSeq and is a predicted model, not a curated record. Lineage: Eukaryota; Metazoa; Chordata; Aves; Eurypygiformes; Eurypygidae. Gene Ontology annotation, biological process: immune response.
UCAUGCUACUUGCAAGCAGUGCAUUUGAAGGAGCCUCAGCAACGUGCACAGAGGAUGAACGAACCCUACAGCCCUGCGACACCCCGACCCAUCAGCAGCACCUCGCCCAGCACCAUGAAAAUGUUCAUGGGCUUCCUCGCUGUAUUUACUGUAGCACAGACAAUUGGGACCGUACUCUUCUGUUUGUAUCUUCACAUGAAGAUGGAUAAGAUGGAAGAGGCGUUGAGCUUAAAUGAAGAUUAUGUCUUCCUGAGGAAAGUACAGAAAUGUCAGACGGCAGAAGGUCAGAAGUCAACAUUAUUGGACUGUGAAAAGAUUUUAAAGGGCUUCCAAGACAUCCAACGCAAGGUACACUGCUGUUCGGUGGAUAAAGACCCCCUGAAGGAGCAGCCCAAGUUUGAAAUGCAGAGAGGCCCUGAGCACCAUUUGAUGCACAAGAACCAGACGUCUCUGUCAGCGGAGAAGAGGCAGCCGAUUGCAGCCCACCUGGCAGGUCAGAAUAGCAACAAGGCAGUCUCAGUGCUAGAGUGGAAGACAACGAUGUACGGCCCCACGAACAACAACGCAAUAUCCUACCAGGAAGGGAAGCUGAAGGUGAAGGAAGCAGGUCUCUACUACAUCUACUCCCAAGUCAGCUUCUGCACCAAGGCAGCGACUUCGGCACCCUUCACCCUCUAUAUUUAUUUGUAUCUCCCCAUGGAAGAGGACCGGCUCUUGCUGAAGGGACUAGACACACACAGCACCUCCAAAUCUUUCUGUGACCUCCAGUCCAUCCGGGAAGGAGGUGUCUUCAAACUCCGUGAAGGUGACAUGGUCUUUGUCAAUGUGACAGACUCAACGCGAGUGAGCUACAGCCACGGCAGCACCUACUUCGGCAUCUUCAAGCUGCAAUGA